AUGUCCAAGAGAACGAUAGAACACGUCGAGAUGGAGCCCUCGACCUCUGCCACCGCCUCCCCCGCGCCUGAGGGAGUGCAGCUGCUGAAAGUCCCCCAAAAACGGUUCUACAGACAACGCGCGCAUGCCAACGUCUUUAUCGACCACGAACUCGAAUACCCCAAGAACCCCGAACGUAUGGACUGGUCCACCCACUACCCCGCCUAUUUCCCAGCCCCCCACGACGACGGGUCUAUCCCGCCCAAUAGUGAACUCGGGGGAAAGAAGGUGGAGUGGGCUGAUGUGGGGUGUGGGUUUGGGGGGUUGUUGAUGGCACUGGCGCCAAUGUUUCCGGAGAAACUGAUGCUCGGUAUGGAAAUCCGAACAAGCGUAACCAAAUACGUAACCGACCGCAUCGCCGCCACCCGCCAAGUCCAACAACUCCUCCCACAAGACUCGGCAGAGAAGAAGGAUGGGGGGUAUCAGAAUGUGUCGGUCAUCAAGGCGAAUAGUAUGAAGCAUAUGCCGAAUUUCUUUGCAAAGGGACAGCUUGAAAAGAUGUUUUUCCUCUUUCCGGACCCGCAUUUUAAGGCGCGUAAGCAGAAAGCUCGAAUCAUCACACCGGCGUUAUUAGCAGAGUACGCGUUCGUCCUCCGGCCUGGGGGGAUUUUGUAUACCGUCACGGACGUUAAAGAUCUCCACGAAUGGAUGGCCCACCAUCUCCUCAACCACCCCCUCUUCACCCCCAUCCCAAAUGAAGACCUGAAAGACGACGCCAUCCUCGAAGCGGCGAGGACGAGCACGGAGGAGGGGCAGAAGGUUGAGAGGAAUGGGGGGGAGAAGUGGGUGGCUUGUUUUUUGAGGAGGGAGGAUCCUGAGGAGGAGGAUUAG
Cryptococcus wingfieldii CBS 7118 is the source of this 870-nucleotide messenger RNA. RefSeq names its product tRNA (guanine-N(7)-)-methyltransferase. Gene Ontology annotation, molecular function: tRNA (guanine(46)-N7)-methyltransferase activity. The record is from RefSeq and is a predicted model, not a curated record. Gene Ontology annotation, cellular component: tRNA methyltransferase complex. Bases 1 to 870 code for a protein of 289 amino acids. The transcript is spliced from 7 exons. Lineage: Eukaryota; Fungi; Basidiomycota; Tremellomycetes; Tremellales; Cryptococcaceae. Gene Ontology annotation, biological process: tRNA methylation; RNA (guanine-N7)-methylation.